This is a messenger RNA of Cottoperca gobio, 3396 nucleotides long. RefSeq lists its product as uncharacterized. Bases 897 to 2057 code for a protein of 386 amino acids. The transcript has 11 exons. Gene Ontology annotation, cellular component: Golgi apparatus; centrosome. The record is from RefSeq and is a predicted model, not a curated record. Gene Ontology annotation, molecular function: molecular adaptor activity. Gene Ontology annotation, biological process: positive regulation of microtubule nucleation; regulation of Golgi organization; centrosome cycle. Lineage: Eukaryota; Metazoa; Chordata; Actinopteri; Perciformes; Bovichtidae.
GCCUCCCCUACUGUGUCAGUGUUGGCGGACCUCCUCCCUGCGCUCGCGCUGCUCCAAACAGGUAUGAGCCAUGACGGCAGCAAGGUGACACCCACCUCUCUUCCGCUGCUGCUCCGGUGUGGUGCAACGCGGCUCCAGCUCAGCUCCCGGUGGAGAUUUGUAUAUAAAUUCCAACAUCCAUCGGACAUCCCUCUCUCCGCGAUGUCCUCCAGAGGUAAACAUGACUUGUGCCGAAUGUGUGGCGGAGCUCUCAAGGGAAACCAAAGGCGGUGGCUGUUUGGGGGCCUAAACAAGAAGACUGGUCCGCCUCGGACCCCGACAAGUUCUCUGAGGGGAGGAAGUCUGUCCCGGUCCUCACAGAGCAGCCCCUGGGGCAGCACGUCAUCUCUGUGUUCCUCAGCGUCUCUCUCCAAGUCGCAGUUAUGCCUGAGCUCCCCGUCCAAAGGGAUGGAUCUGCUCUCGGUGUUGACUCACAUACUGGGGCAUUCUGUCCCACGAGGCAGCGGGCAGGGGGAGUUUGUGUGCGGGAAAUGCAUGUGCGUCCUCGAGCGGGUAUUUAAGUUCGACUCGGUGAUAGCCAGGGUGAGGGUCCUUUCCUCCGAGAGGCUUCAGAAGCUGAUGCAGGAGAGGGACAAGAUCAGACAGGGGGUGCGCCAAAGCUAUUACCAGAGACACCCGCGGGACUUCCAGAGCAGGGGCAGCACCAGCGAGGAGGAUGGAGAUGCGGAGAAGGAGGGCUACAGGGAGAUGCUCAAAGAGAAUAUGGCACUCUCAGAGUACGAGUGCUGGUCCGAGAAGUGGGACACGUGCCCGUAUUUUACAAGAACGGGUAAAAGAUGCAGAAAGGGCAAAGGAUGUGAAGGCUGUGAUUCUUUACGGGUGUCCUGACUCAGAUUAUGAGUCUGUUUGUGGGAAUUCCUCGCCGUUUGCCUUUCCAACCCUUCUCCCCGUUGCCGUUGUCGCGGGACAAAUCUCAGAGCAUGCCCCUCCACUGGCAGAGGAUGCCAUCCUUCAGCUCCAGCCAGUCUUCACUGGCCGUGUCCACUCUCUCCUUACAAACGUCUUCCCGCACUGCGUCCAUCCAGUCUCUGGACUCUCUUGAUGGCAACGACCCGUUUGACUCGCUGGGUGUUCAGUCGGCCAACCUUGUGCUGAAGGAGCUGAGAAGUAUUGAAGGGAAGCCGGUUUGUUCACCAUCUGGCAGUAAGAUCCCAGUUCUGGGCAGGAAGUACUCGGGAGAAGUUGGGGAGACGGCGUCACCCUCCGUGAACAGGGUACUGCACUUUGGGAAUGUAGAGAACGGAGGGCAGGAAGUGGAUGAAGAGGACGGGGAUGUCCUAUCAGAGCUGAGGGAAGAGUUCAUGCCUCUUCAUCGAGAAAGCACUACUGGCAAGGUUCACUACGCUGUCAGACACCUGCGAGGCCAGCUGGACCAAGCUUUGUCCCACAUCAGGACCCUGGAGGCCGAGCUGAAACAUGGGAGGAGCAAACAAACAGAGUCCAAUGGAUCAGAAGACUGGGCCCCUUUGGUCCAGGAGGAAGGUGGCAGCUCCCUGCUGCAGAGCCUCGGUCACUCCCUGCACAGCCGGGAGCGUCUGAUCCAGGAGUGUAUGGGUCUGAUCAGAAGACUGUGUGUGGAGAAGGGAGCAGGGACUGAGCUGGCCGACAGGCUGACUGAGAAUCUGAAGGAAACUCAAUCGGUCAACAAGGCUGCCCUGCAGACUUUGAGGUUCGAAAUCACUGGGAAGGAGAAGAGCAUGGAGAAAGAGAUCGAGGCACUGAGGAAGGCUGGAAAAGACAGAGAGAGAGACCUCGACACGCUCAACACCGUGCUGCAGUGCAACCAGGAUAUUAUCAAUGACCUGCGAGUGGCUCUGGGGGAGAAGGAGCGACUGCUGAAGGAGGUGGGGAAAGAGAGGGAGGUGUGGAGACAGAGGGACCGGGCCCUUGCGUCUGUCCUGCAGGAGAAGGAGGCUCUAAUCCAGGAGCUGCAGAGCGGUCACAAAGCUGUGCAGGCUCUCUCUGACUCUGUGACUGGUCAGGGGUUGGACUGGUGAGGGAAAUGGCGCCACCUUGUGCAAGGAGGUCACCAAACUCACCACAGCCCUGCAGGAGUACCAGGACAUGGUGCAGAAUCAGCAGGAGAGUCACAGUCAGACGGUGUCCUCUCUGACGGAUCAACUCAGAAACACUCUGCGGGAGCUGCGGGAGACAGAGAAGCAGAAGAAGGAGGCCGAUAGAUCCUGGCAGAACAGCAGAGAGGACCGAGAGAGAGAGGAGAGGAAACUGAGGGACAGCCUGGAGAAGAGAGACAAACUCAUAGAGCAAAUCCUGUUGGAUGCUGAGGAGCAGGACCAUCUGUUCAGAGAGCUGCAGCAGAACCUGCAGAACAAACGUGAACCUCUGACCGCCAUCAAACACACACUGUGAUCCAGGACGACUACUGUACUGACGAGAUGCAAGCUAAUUGCUAAUUGCACAGAGACGGAAGAUUACUUUUGCACUUUCUGCACCACCUUUUUGCCUCUCUAGCAUAUUUAUCGUGGUGUACAUUAAGUCCUAUUUAUAUUUAUCUUUCUACAUUUUUGAGGUUUGCAUUUGCAGACCUGGCAAUUUUUCCACAAUUGCUACUUGACUGACUCUCGAGAGUGAAUCAGUCAUUUCAGACUUAAGAGAGUCGGACUGAUUGUUUUCAGUUAGGAGAGAUGUCAAGUCCAGCUUUUUAUAGCUGGAUGUUUAAUACUUGAUUUUAAAGAAAUCCCCAGAUUACUGUAUUUAGUUAAUUGUUGAAUGUAAUGGGUCUAAUGGUCAGGCAGUGAUUAGAUUUCAUGCAGUGGGUUUGUUGAUGCAAACCUUUCUGAACGGUAUGAUUGUUAGUGGAUCGGAGUAACAUUUAUUAUGUCCUUUAGGACAUUAGCAGGUACAAUAUUGCUUUAAAUUCCGAAUUAACCUCCCUAUGAAGCUUUUUCUAGUGUCUUUUAUUGUGUUUGUCUCUUCACCUUUUCGGUACAGCGGAACUGUCAUUAUUUUGUUUACAGUGCAAGCUUAGCACUUGUGGAGGGGAAUAGAUGGGACCAAAAUAAUAUUUUUAACAGCUUUCAUUUUCUAUUUUUAUAGCCUGCGGCUUAUUUUUUUGUUUCAUUCAUGUAUCUUCUAUGUUUACAUGUAUUGCUACUCUGGGACUUAUUACUGGAGACAUUUUCUUUCUUUUAACUCAAGAGAAUUAAACACUCUGAUCCAAAUGACUGAUGUCUACAGAUGCUGUUAUUCAUGCAUGCCUGGGGAUGUUGCUGGUUCAGAAGUGUUUUUUUCCAAAUUCUGUAUUCCCAUUAGAAAAGUUUUAUUUGAAUGAUUUAUUAAAUGUUAAUUGCCAUAUAAACACAAGACUCUCUCAGA